AAUAGCGUGAAAAAAAUGUAUUUAACUCUAUUAAAUGGAACUGGCUAUGUAUUUAGUGUGGAUGAUUACAUGGAGCUGCGAACCAAACAUCGGCUAAUGGGCGCUCUCGUCGGCACGGCGAACACCAAAGGCUGGAGCCCCAAUCAGUCCACUCUUCCCGUAGAGCUCACGAAAUUCGAGACACAAUUGAUCCUGGACGAGGGCAUAGCUCUGCUGGUCAAUAAAUCAAAAACAUUUAGUACAUCUCCUACGCCCAAAGAACUGGCGGAAUAUAAAGCCGACCUUAAAGAGCGUUUGGAGGGCCAGGCAGAUGCCCUGAAGGGGGAGAAACUACGAGAGACCGAGCGUUAUAUGGACAAGAUUCUGCUUGGAAAACGCAACAAGUUGUUGAAGCAGGGUCUGUCUACGCAAGCUGCUGCCUUAGACGGAGAGGAUGUGCUCAAGGAAGUGGCGGACAACUUCAAGUUUGACCUACAGAAUGCGCUAAUGGAAGUUCCCUGCCAACACCUAAGCAAGCACACUGCGGAAAUUAUUCCAGGACCAAUUGUGGACACCAGUUGCAUCAGGUACCGAAUAUUUCGGGACCUCUGGCUGCGGGGAAAGUUCGUGACUUCCGGCGAGGCAUUCGGCGCAGAUUUUCUAGUCUAUCCCGGAGAUCCCCUUAUCUACCAUGCCUCGCACAUCGUGAUUGUACAAAAUACCUCACCGAUAAGACCCUUGGACUUGAUUGCCAAAGUCCGUCUCUCGGUGAUUGUGAACAAGAGCUGCGUGUUUGCCUAUGAGAAGAGAGGUGAAGGAAUCACCUAUCAAACAGUGGCCUGGUCCAAUCCAAGCAGUUUCGUGAAAGCGCCGUGAGGAGGGAUAGGGAUUUCAGGAUUCGCGAAUCCUGAACGAAAC
This is a messenger RNA of Drosophila persimilis, 897 nucleotides long. It is a transcript of the gene Tsen34, whose product is annotated as tRNA-splicing endonuclease subunit Sen34. Gene Ontology annotation, biological process: tRNA-type intron splice site recognition and cleavage; tRNA splicing, via endonucleolytic cleavage and ligation. The transcript has 6 exons. Bases 16 to 855 code for a protein of 279 amino acids. Gene Ontology annotation, molecular function: nucleic acid binding; tRNA-intron lyase activity. Gene Ontology annotation, cellular component: tRNA-intron endonuclease complex. The record is from RefSeq and is a predicted model, not a curated record. NCBI's taxonomy places the organism in Eukaryota, Metazoa, Arthropoda, Insecta, Diptera, Drosophilidae.